This is a messenger RNA of Drosophila sechellia, 1842 nucleotides long. RefSeq names its product phenoloxidase 2. Bases 82 to 1818 code for a protein of 578 amino acids. NCBI's taxonomy places the organism in Eukaryota, Metazoa, Arthropoda, Insecta, Diptera, Drosophilidae. The transcript is spliced from 5 exons. The record is from RefSeq and is a predicted model, not a curated record. Gene Ontology annotation, molecular function: oxidoreductase activity.
CGGCAAAAUCACAGUUCUCCAACAGGCUUCGUUGAGUGAAGUUAAACGUGUAGUUGAAAGUGUAGUUCCAUAGCGAAAACCAUGACGAACACGGAUCUGAAAGCCUUGGAACUCCUGUUCCAGCGACCCCUGGAGCCGGCAUUCACCACCCGAGACUCCGGAAAAACUGUGUUGGAACUGCCCGAUUCCUUCUAUACGGAUCGCUAUCGCAAUGACACCGAGGAGGUGGGCAAUCGUUUCUCCAAGGACGUGGAUCUGAAGAUCCCAAUUCAGGAGUUGAGCAACGUUCCCAGUCUGGAGUUCACCAAAAAGAUUGGUCUCAAGAAUCAAUUUUCGCUGUUCAACAAUCGCCAUCGGGAGAUCGCCAGUGAGUUGAUCACCCUCUUCAUGGGUGCUCCCAAUCUCAGACAAUUCGUGUCGCUUUGCGUUUACACCAAGGAUCGUGUGAAUCCUGUGUUGUUCCAAUAUGCCUACGCCGUAGCCGUUGCCCAUCGCCCGGAUACGCGUGAAGUGCCCAUUACCAACAUUUCCCAGAUCUUUCCGAGCAACUUUGUAGAACCUUCCGCCUUCCGGGAUGCCCGUCAGGAAGCUUCUGUCAUUGGAGAGAGCGGCGCUCGUGUCCAUGUGGACAUUCCGCAAAACUACACGGCCUCGGAUCGCGAGGAUGAACAGCGCCUGGCGUACUUCCGUGAGGACAUCGGUGUGAACAGCCAUCACUGGCACUGGCACUUGGUCUACCCGACCACAGGACCCACGGAGGUGGUCAACAAGGAUCGUCGUGGCGAGCUCUUCUACUACAUGCACCACCAGAUCCUCGCGCGCUACAAUGUGGAGCGCUUCUGCAACAAUCUGAAGAAGGUGCAGCCGCUGAACAACCUGCGUGUAGAGGUUCCCGAGGGCUACUUCCCCAAGAUCCUGUCCAGCACGAAUAACCGCACCUAUCCCGCCCGAGUGACCAACCAAAAGCUGAGGGACGUGGACCGCCAUGAUGGGCGUGUGGAGAUCUCCGACGUGGAGCGCUGGCGUGAUCGCGUUCUGGCUGCCAUUGAUCAAGGAUACGUUGAAGACACUUCUGGCAAUCGUAUACCAUUGGACGAGGUUCGUGGCAUCGAUAUCCUGGGCAACAUGAUUGAGGCAACGCCAGUCCUAUCCAUCAACUAUAAUUUCUAUGGCAAUCUGCACAACGAGGGACACAACAUAAUCUCCUUCGCCCACGAUCCCGAUUACCGUCACUUGGAGGAAUUCGGUGUGAUGGGCGAUGUGACCACGGCCAUGAGGGAUCCAAUCUUCUACAGGUGGCACGGAUUCAUCGACACGGUGUUCAACAAGUUCAAGACCCGCCUGAACCCGUACAAUGCCGGCGAGCUUAACUUCGAUGGUAUUACUGUGGACUACAUUGAGGCCAAGAUUGGCAAGUCCAAUACCAAGGCCAACACCCUGUUGACCUACUGGCAGAAGUCGAGUGCCGACUUGGCAGCUGGCCUGGACUUUGGUCCAUCGGCCGAUGGCAACAUAUUCGCCUCGUUCACCCAUCUGCAGAAUGCUCCCUUUACCUACACCUUCAAUGUGACCAAUAAUGGAGCCAGACGGACGGGUACUUGCCGUAUCUUCAUCUGCCCCAAGGUGGAUGAGCGUAAUCAGGCUUUGAAUCUGGAAGAGCAGCGACUGUUGGCCAUCGAAAUGGACAAGUUCACAGUUGAUUUGGUGCCCGGUGAGAACACCAUCCGCCGCCAGUCGACAGAGUCCUCGGUGGCCAUUCCCUUCGAGCGCUCAUUCCGCCCGGUUGGAGCGGACUAUCAGCCCAAGGCCGCCGAUUAGUUGGCACGCUUCAAGUUUUGCGGA